Molecule: messenger RNA, 1429 nt
Organism: Coregonus clupeaformis (lake whitefish)
Lineage: Eukaryota; Metazoa; Chordata; Actinopteri; Salmoniformes; Salmonidae
Product: tetraspanin-13
Exons: 6
Coding region: 165-776 (203 amino acids)
Cellular component (GO): membrane
Source: RefSeq, a predicted model, not a curated record
AGCAACCUCCCUUCUAGGGAUGUCAUCUCGCGACUAGACUUUGUAGUGGUGAAAUUCGUAACCGUCUUGAUUUAGGAUAUUUCCGUUUUAUUUUUUUAUUAUUUUUUUUACAAGGAAUUGCUUUAUCUUAUUAUUCGUUUAGAUUAUUAUAAAAAAUCGCCAGGAUGGGCUGCGCCGGUUUCACCUGCUCCAAGCACUCCCUCUGUGCGCUCAAUAUCCUCUAUGUUAUGGUGAGUCUGCUGAUGAUCGGCAUCGCUGCAUGGGGGAAGUGGUUCGGCCUGGUGUCCAGCUUCCAGGUGGUGGGCGGAGUCAUCGGAGUGGGGGUGUUCCUGUUCUUCGUGGCAUUGGUCGGCCUCAUCGGGGCCAUGAAGCACCACCAGGUCCUACUCUUCUUCUAUAUGAUCAUCCUCUUCAUGGUGUUCAUCGUCCAGUUCUCUGUCUCCAGCGCCUGUCUGGCCAUCAACAAGGAUCAGCAGGAACACCUGUUGGAGGUGGGAUGGAACAACUCUCACACCACCCAGAGAGAUGUGGAGAAGAGUCUCAACUGCUGUGGCUUCUACCACGUAGACAACAACGGAACCUGCGACGCUGCCUGUUUCCCCAACCACUCCUGUUCACCGUGUGCUGAGCAAAUCCAGGAGCAUGCAGGAGAGGUGCUGCGUUUCGUGGGCAGGAUAGGCCUUUUCUUCAGCUUCACUGAGUUCCUGGGGGUGUGGCUAACGUACCGGUACAGGAACCAGAAGGACCCUCGAGCCAAUCCCAGUGCCUUCCUGUAACCGUUGGCAACUGCUGGCUUUGUGCCCCACUCUUGGAGUGGCCAACUUUCCUCCUGGAGAGCUACUGGGUGUGCAGGCUUUUGCUCCAGCCCUACUCUAACUGUAACACUAACACAGCUGAUUCUAAACAAAUGAGCUGCUCAUCGGGACCUUGUUCAGCUGAAUCAGUUGUGUUAGUUAAAGCAGGGCCAGAGUAAAAGCCUGCACACCAAGUAGCUCUCCAGGUGGAGGAGGGUUAGCUGCCUGUUUUAGUGGCUGUGUUUGUAAAUAAGCGAGUGACUUGUGUGUGUUUUCACCAGCUGAGCGAAGCGGCAGCCCUUUGUGUGGUGUUACAUGAAGUGAUUGUUUUUCCAGAGUGAGGUGUGUGUCUGUAAAAGAACUGGGUCAUGUUCAUUAGGCACCAAACGGAAGAAAACUGACCUUCACUUGUCGAAUAAGAAACGCUCCUUUACACUUUCCACUGCAAAAUGUUUUCCGUUGUGUGCCCUAAUGAACAUGACCCUGCUGUACAUUAAAGAUGCUGCAUGAGCCUAUUACCCUAAUAGGAUACCUUAGACCACUCCUGAUCAGAACCAUGUCCUGUAUACACUGAGUGUACAAAACAUUAAGAACACCUUCCUAAUAUUAAUAUAAUAUGCCAUUUAGCAGACGCU